AUGAGUGAAAAUCGAUCGGAGAAAUUGAAUUUAUCAGAUGAGAACAAAAUCUGCGGAGGUUUUAGUUCACCGAAUCCGAAAAUUCUCUCCCGUGUGCAAGCCUCUUUAAAUGAGAGUAUUACCCGGAUCCGUAUUGGCCGAGCAAUUCGUCGACGUAAAGUCGCGGCCGAACUGAAUCACGUCAAUCCGCCGGAGAAUGUGACCUCGAAAAAGCAUUCUGGUUGCUGUAAUGGACAUCAUAACGGCCGCCUACCCUGUGUUGCGGGAAAUCGUGUCGAUCUGUCCCCAGACGGGACAAUUCAAGUUCACAAAAUCGAACCGAAGCGAGGGAACAAAAAUGUUUUGGACUUGUUCCAUCUUCCCCCAAUUCCUUACUCGUUGCUGCUCACCAAGCCAUCCAGAAACGAUCGACGCACACGAAAGCGUGACCGUUCGCCCUACUUGAUCCGCGAGAUCGAUUUGAACAGACUGAUACCACCACGAUGUCUGCCGCAACCGUGUGACCUCAAUCCAACCCAAUCAUUGAUCGAAGCCGAGACACAGGCUCGAAACUAUGUGCAAUCCCGCCGCACUUGUUGCAUCAAAUCCUAUCCCAUGGUCCCGAAAGCCACAUCCACUGUGUUAGACAAUCUGUGGUGUGAGACGAGGAGCCAACUGCGUCGUCAUUUCAUCGAAUCUACGGUGCCGGAUGAGCCCAGACUGCUCGGUCUGUCCACAUUGCGUAGAUCAACAAGGCAACUGGCCUCGUCCACGAGGGAGGUUUCAUUUACCGAAGACGUGCUACCAGAACAAACGAUCCAGUCGAAAAGAGAGCCGGAUUUGGUAACGAUUGAUCUGGAUGUGCUAGACGCAGCAGUUCAUUGUUGUGUAUAA
This is a messenger RNA of Echinostoma caproni, 873 nucleotides long. NCBI's taxonomy places the organism in Eukaryota, Metazoa, Platyhelminthes, Trematoda, Plagiorchiida, Echinostomatidae. The record is from the annotation of a GenBank genome assembly.